This is a messenger RNA of Paramecium tetraurelia, 1203 nucleotides long. RefSeq lists its product as uncharacterized. NCBI's taxonomy places the organism in Eukaryota, Ciliophora, Oligohymenophorea, Peniculida, Parameciidae. The transcript has 4 exons. The record is from RefSeq and is a predicted model, not a curated record.
AUGAAUCAACCAUUCACAGCAGAAAUUAAAUUGAAAAGUUCAAAAGAAAGAGGUUAUUUUGAUCAACUAGUGGAUGCUGUUGUUCGUCCGCCUAGAUAAAUAUAUGACCCUUCAAAAUUAGGACCAACAACUAUGCUUGUAAAUAAAUUACUAAUUUACAGAGAAGAUUUUGUAGUAUUUUCAAGACAACAAAAUUUAAAAUUACAAUGUUCUUUAUAUAGUCCUGUAUACUUAAAAGAUAAGGCAAGACCGUGCAUAAUAUAUCUUCAUGGAAAUUCAAGUUCUAGAUUGGAAUCUUCAUGUUAUGCCAAUAUGAUAGCCUAAGAAGGUAUGAGCUUAGUGAACUUUGAUUUUGGCGGUUGUGGAAUAUCAGAUGGAUAGUAUGUGUCCCUUGGAUGGUAUGAAAAAGAAGACUUUUUAAACAUUUUAAAAUAUAUCAAAGAGAAAUACCCACUAUUAGGUCCAUUUGGAGUUUGGGGUAGAAGCAUGGGGGCAGUAACUGCAAUUAUGGCUGCAGCCGAAUAUCCUGAGUUAAAUACUUUAGUUUUGGAUUCUCCAUUUAGCAAUCUAAAGCAACUUUGCAUUGAUAUUGGUGACAAUUUUCAUGUUCCAACCUUUGGUGUUAGAUUUGUGUUUUAUUUAUUAAGGAAAAAGGUAAGGAAGCUAGUUAGAUAUGAUCCCAAACAUAUUAACACUAUGCAGUAUAUUAGAAAAUUAUCUUCCAAAUGUGCUGCCUAUUUCGUAAGAGCGAGUAGUGACAAAAUGAUUGGAAAGAAUCAUAUUGAGGAUUUGUAUGAAGCAUUCAAGGGAGAAAAAUACAUCUUUACUUUUUUGGGCGAUCAUAAUGCUCCUAGACCUGUUGAAGCUUAUCAAGGGAUUAUGAGGUUUUUUGCAGCUAGAUUAAAUAAAAGCAAUGAAAUUUAAAAGGUGAAUUUAUCCAGAAAGAGUUCCGGGAAAUCGCACAAAGUUGAGAAAGGGUACAAAUCUCAGAGAUCCAACGAGUCCGAUGUGAACUAUGACGAAUCUGAUGAUGAAAAUGCUAAGAAAUUAAAUAAUGAACAAUACAUAACAGAAAUGAAAAAACCAUAACUAUUGAAUGCUUUUUUAUCUGAUUCUGACAUUGAUAGUCAACACUCACUUGAUGAAGACUUGUAGGAACAUGAUCUUCCACAAUUUUAAGAUAUCAAAACUAAAUUAAGUUGA